This is a messenger RNA of Loxodonta africana (African savanna elephant), 2718 nucleotides long. It is a transcript of the gene GLB1L3, whose product is annotated as galactosidase beta 1 like 3. Bases 1 to 2547 code for a protein of 848 amino acids. Lineage: Eukaryota; Metazoa; Chordata; Mammalia; Proboscidea; Elephantidae. Gene Ontology annotation, cellular component: vacuole. The record is from RefSeq and is a predicted model, not a curated record. Gene Ontology annotation, biological process: carbohydrate metabolic process. The transcript is spliced from 22 exons. Gene Ontology annotation, molecular function: beta-galactosidase activity.
AUGAGUCAGAGUCAGCUGGAUGGCCAACGGUUUUGCCUCCUACCUCUCUCUUCAGACCUAUCCCAGCUAAUUGGAGUCUGCGCUAAGGGUCCGACGCGGGGCUGCGCCGUAAUCCAAGGCCCGGUCCUCGCUUUCUCAUUGCCGCGCGCGCUCGCAGGCCCCUGCGCCCUACUCCGGCCGCCGCAGCUGCUCUCACCUCUCACAGCGCGGGCGCUCGCCCCCGGCCCCGGCACACCGCGCUCCCCACGCGUGGGGCGGACCCAGGCCCACUGGAACUCCGUCCGGCCCCCAAGCGCCGUGCCGCUGAGCCAGCUGGAAUCGGCCCAGAGCGGCUGCGAGGGGCGGCUGCUGCAGCACGGGAGACCGGCGCUCUACGUCCUCCUAUGGAAAAUCGGGGUUGUGGUCCCAGAUAAGGUGCUCUGGAAGCUGCUGCUGCACCCUGCUGCAUCCAUCCCGAACCUCGGUGGGGAGGACCUAUGCAAAGUGGAACUGCCUUGUAAAUUCGGCUGGCCCAGUUCCUCCUCCUCCACACCCCCGUCUCUUUUCUCUCAACAGCCUCCUGGAAGGCUUCCUGGUUUUUCCAUCUCCUUAUCUCUUUCUCCUUUCAGCACAUGUCUCUCCGUGAAGAGAAUCGCAGGCAUCUUUUUCCUGCCAUUUAUCAUGUCAGGCUUUGCUCCUCGGGCUAAACAUGGUGUGAACCACAUGGCUGGAAAGGUGCUGCAGUCCCAGUCCAGGUUUAAUUGGUCUCAUCUGGCCCCUGCUGAGCUGAAGGACCGGCAUGUGGGACUUCAGACCACAAGAAUGGGCAGGGGCAAACCACACUUCACGCUGGAGGGUCACAAGUUCCUGAUCUUCGGGGGCUCCAUACACUACUUCAGAGUGCCCAGGGCUUACUGGAGGGACCGAUUACUGAAGCUGAAGGCCUGCGGCUUCAACACCCUCACCACCUAUGUUCCUUGGAACCUCCAUGAGCCGGAAAGAGGCAAAUUUGACUUCUCUGGGAAUCUGGAUCUGGAGGCCUUUAUCUGGAUGGCCGCGGAGCUUGGUCUGUGGGUGAUUCUGCGUCCAGGCCCCUAUAUCUGCAGUGAGAUUGACCUUGGAGGCUUGCCCAGCUGGUUGCUACAAGACCCUGACCUGAAACUGAGGACAACCAACAAGGGCUUUGUUGACGCAGUUGAUCGCUAUUUUGAUCAUCUGAUUCCCAGGGUAGUCCCCCUACAGUACCACCGAGGAGGUCCUAUCAUUGCUGUGCAGGUGGAGAAUGAAUACGGCUCAUAUAAUAAGGAUAAAGACUACAUGCCAUAUGUUCAACAGGCCCUGCUACAAAGAGGGAUUGUUGAGCUGCUCUUGACCUCCGAUAAUGAGAGAGAUGUGCUCAAAGGCUACAUAAAAGGAGUGUUGGCCACCGUCAAUAUGAAGACACUUAGCAGAGAUGCUUUUAGUCUGCUUAAUAAAGCGCAGAGUGAGAAGCCCAUUAUGAUUAUGGAGUUCUGGGUUGGAUGGUUCGACACAUGGGGAAAUCAACACUUCCUUAGAGAUGCAAAGGAGGUUGAACAUACUGUGCUAGAGUUUAUCAAAGCUGAGAUCUCCUUCAACGCAUAUAUGUUCCAUGGUGGAACCAACUUUGGUUUCAUGAAUGGAGCCACAUAUCUUGGGAAGCACAGAGGUGUUGUCACAAGCUAUGACUAUGAUGCUGUGCUGACAGAGGCAGGGGAUUACACGGAAAAAUAUUUCAAGCUUCGAAAACUCUUUGGAUCCGUCUUAGCAACUCCCCUGCCUCCCUUACCUGAUCUUGCUCCCAAGACCAUGUAUCCUGCUGUGAGACCUUCACUCUUUUUGCCACUGUGGGAUGCCCUGGAGUACUUGAAUGAGCCGGUGACAUCUAAUAUACCAGUCAACAUGGAGAAUCUUCCUAUAAACCAUGGAAGUGGUCAGUCCUAUGGAUUCAUACUCUAUGAGACUUCCAUAUGCUCUGGAGGUCAUCUGUAUGUUCAUGCUCAAGAUAUGGCACAGGUGUUUUUGAAUGAGGCAAUUAUAGGAGUUCUGGACGAUGAUACUCGGAACUUGGACAUUCCCAAAUUCAAGGGCUGCCAGCUUCUGAGGAUCCUGGUGGAGAAUCAAGGACGAGUCAAUUUUUCGUGGAAAAUUCAAGAGCAACGGAAAGGAUUAACUGGAUUUAUUGGCAUCAAUAACAUUCCCCUGAAAGGUUUCACUAUCUAUUCUCUGGAAAUGAAAAUGAACUUCUUUGAGAGGCUUCGUUCUGCCACCUGGAGGCCUGUCCCAGAGAGCUAUUCGGGUCCUGCUUUCUACCUUGGUACCCUGAUGGCUGGCCCUUCUCCCAAGGACACCUUUCUGAGACUGCUGGGAUGGAAUUAUGGAUUUGUGUUCAUCAACGGGCGUAACCUUGGGAGAUAUUGGCAUAUUGGACCUCAGGAAACACUUUACCUUCCUGGGGCCUGGCUUCAUCCAGAAAACAAUGAGAUCAUCCUAUUUGAGAAAAUGAGGAGUGGCUCAGAUAUCCAAUCCAUGGAUAGGCCCAACCUAUAAGACUCUAUUUUAACACAUUUCUUGGAUGGUUAAGAGUUCAUCUAUAAGUAGUUUUUCAAGAAGAAGUUAUGUCAAGAAUAUCAUACACAGUGUUGCUUACAAUAGUGAAACUGUGAAAAUAACACACACACACACAAAAUAACAGUAGGUAAAUUGUUAUGUAGAUUAUCA